CAUUUCAACUCAUUCCCCAAAAAAAUAACAAAAAAACAAUCCUCCCAUUUUCACAACCAACUCCGCUCCGUCAUAAACAAUGAAAGCUGCUGUUAAGGGAAAAUACGACAAUGACAAAAACGCGGCCGCCGCAGCCUCCGUCGCCUUCAACGCCGGUGACGUCAAACUCCGAGCAUCAAUAACCGACGCUACUUUCAUCAACGGCCCAAGCUUAACCGGUCUAGUCCUCGCCGUAGAAAAACCCGGUUCCUUCAGUAUCGACUACAACGUUCCCAAAAAGGAUUUUAGGUUUCAAUUUAUGAACACUGUUAGGGUUGCUGAUAAACCGUUGAAUUUAACCUACAUACACAGCAAAGGGGAUAACAGAACAAUUUUGGACGGAACAUUUGUGUGGGACCCGUCAAACAAGGUUUCAGCCAAUUAUGGUGUUGAAUCUGGGAAUUGUAGGUUGAAGUAUAGCUAUGUUCAUAAGGGUUUGACUACAAUUGAACCUAGUUAUGAUGUUGCCAAGAAUGCGUGGGAUUUUGCUGUUUCGAGGAAAGUUUAUGGCGAUGAUUCCUUGAAGGCGACGUAUCAGACCACGAGUAAGAAGCUAGGGUUUGAGUGGUCGAGGAAUUCGAAACAACGGGGUUGUUUUAAGGUUGUGGCGUCCGUUAACUUGGCCGAGGAAAAGAAAAUUCCCAAACUUAGUGCUGAGACCACAUGGAAUUUUGAGAUGUAGUUUUCAUAAGGUUUGCUAUCUAGUUUGGGAUGGCUUUUGUGGUCACCAUGAGGCAGGCAUAUUUUGCCAUUUCAUUAUUUGUAUACUUGAAAGUGAUUUGAUCAUGUAAUGAACUACUCUGUGGCGUUGAUCGUCCACAUUAAACUUUUCAUUUGAUUUUUGAACUAUUCUGAUAUUCCGCCCAUAUUGCAGAAUC
This is a messenger RNA of Medicago truncatula (barrel medic), 917 nucleotides long. Its product is annotated as outer envelope pore protein 24, chloroplastic. The transcript has 3 exons. The record is from RefSeq and is a predicted model, not a curated record. Gene Ontology annotation, biological process: regulation of monoatomic ion transmembrane transport. Lineage: Eukaryota; Viridiplantae; Streptophyta; Magnoliopsida; Fabales; Fabaceae. Bases 80 to 721 code for a protein of 213 amino acids. Gene Ontology annotation, molecular function: voltage-gated monoatomic cation channel activity.